Molecule: messenger RNA, 3484 nt
Organism: Drosophila elegans
Lineage: Eukaryota; Metazoa; Arthropoda; Insecta; Diptera; Drosophilidae
Gene: ValRS
Product: valine--tRNA ligase
Exons: 6
Coding region: 97-3246 (1049 amino acids)
Biological process (GO): valyl-tRNA aminoacylation
Cellular component (GO): cytosol
Molecular function (GO): aminoacyl-tRNA deacylase activity; valine-tRNA ligase activity; ATP binding
Source: RefSeq, a predicted model, not a curated record
GGCAACCCUGCCUCCAAACUGCACACGUUUUCAUCUGUUUUUUCUGCGACUCCAGUCCAACUGCAUCCAGAUUUAUUCCUGCGAACACCUGUGAAAAUGCCCGAGGCUGAACAGCAGAACGAUGCCAGUGCACCAGCCGGUGCUGGAGGUGAUCCUCCCAAGACGGCCAAGCAGCUGGAGAAGGAGCGCCUGAAGGCGGAGAAGCUGGCCAAGCUCCAGGCGAAGCUGGACAAGAAGGCGGCGGCUGCUCCAGCGGCGGGUGACAAAAAGGAGAAGCCCGAGAAGCGCACCAAGGAGGUGAAAGAGGCUGCCGUGUACUCGGCCCAAACGGCGCCUGGGGAAAAGAAGGAUCUGAGUGGCCCCCUGCCGGAUGCCUACAGUCCACGCUACGUGGAGGCCCAAUGGUAUAGCUGGUGGGAGAAGGAUGGCUUCUUCACGCCCGAGUACGGACGCGCAUCCAUUGAUGCCCCCAAUCCGAAUGGCAAAUUCGUAAUGAUCAUUCCGCCGCCCAAUGUGACGGGAUCCCUGCAUCUGGGCCACGCCCUCACCAAUGCCAUCGAGGACGCCAUUACGCGCUACCACCGCAUGAAGGGACGAACCACGCUGUGGGUGCCUGGCUGCGAUCACGCCGGCAUCGCCACCCAGGUGGUGGUGGAGAAGCUGCUGUGGCGCGACGAGAAACUCUCCCGGCACGACCUUGGCCGCGAGAAGUUCAUCGAACGCAUCUGGGACUGGCGCCGCGAGAAGGGCGGCCGCAUCUACGAUCAGCUGAGGAGCCUGGGCUCCUCCUACGACUGGACGCGGGUGGCCUUCACCAUGGACCCUAAGCUCUGCCGCGCCGUCACCGAGGCCUUCGUCCGUUUGCACGAAGAGGGCAGCAUCUAUCGCAGCUCCCGGCUGGUCAACUGGUCGUGCUCACUGCGCUCGGCCAUUUCGGACAUCGAGGUGGAUAAGGUAGAGAUUGCCGGUCGCACAUUCCUCGCCAUUCCCGGCUACGAGGAAAAGGUGGAGUUCGGCGUGCUGAUCAAGUUUGCCUACAAAGUGGACGGCAGCGACGAGGAGAUCAUUGUGGCCACCACUCGUAUCGAGACGAUGCUGGGCGACACGGCCGUGGCCGUGCAUCCCCAGGACGAGCGGUACAAGCACUUGAUUGGCAAGUUCGUCGUCCAUCCGUUCUGCACGCGUCGCCUGCCCAUUGUGAGCGAUGAGUUUGUGGACAUGGCCUUCGGCACGGGAGCUGUGAAGAUCACCCCGGCCCACGACCCGAACGAUUAUGAGGUUGGCAAGCGCUGCAACCUGCCCUUCAUCACCAUCUUCAACGACGAUGGCUUUAUUAUCGGCGACUACGGCGAGUUCACGGGCAUGAAGCGAUUCGACUGCCGCAAGAAGAUCCUGGAAAAACUCAAGUCCCUGAAUCUGUAUCGUGAAACGAUUAACAAUCCCAUGGUGGUGCCCAUCUGCAGCCGCUCCAAGGACGUGGUGGAACCGUUGAUCAAGCCCCAGUGGUAUGUAAGCUGCUCGGACAUGGCCGCCUCCGCCACCGAGGCCGUGCGCUCCGGCGCCCUGAAGAUCAUCCCGGAGCACCACACGAAGACGUGGUACCACUGGAUGGACGGCAUCCGCGACUGGUGCGUGUCGCGGCAGUUGUGGUGGGGCCACCGUAUCCCGGCCUACCAUGUCAGCUUCAGCGACCCCACCAUCCAAGCUGGAACGAGCGAUGAUGAGCAGUACUGGAUUGUGGCACGCAGCGAGGCGGAGGCUCUCAACAAGGCAGCUGAACGAUUCGGAGUGGACGCCAGCAAGAUCGUCCUGCAGCAAGACGAGGAUGUGCUCGACACGUGGUUCAGCUCGGGCAUCUUUCCCUUCUCCGUGUUUGGCUGGCCCGAGAAGACCAAGGAUCUGGAGACCUUCUAUCCCACGUCGCUGCUAGAGACGGGUCACGACAUUCUCUUCUUCUGGGUCGCACGCAUGGUGUUCUUCGGCCAAAAGCUGCUGGGCAAGCUGCCCUUCAAGGAGGUCUACCUGCAUCCGAUGGUGAGGGAUGCGCAUGGCCGCAAAAUGUCCAAGUCGCUGGGCAAUGUCAUCGACCCGAUGGACGUGAUCUGCGGCAUCAGUUUGGAGGGGCUCAAUGCCCAACUUGUGGGCUCCAAUCUGGAUCCACGCGAGAUCGAAAAGGCCAAGGCGGGCCAAAAGCAGGACUAUCCACAGGGUAUUCCCGAGUGCGGUUCGGAUGCGCUGCGCUUCGCCCUGUGCGCCUACAUCACACAGGCGCGCGACAUCAACCUGGACAUUAAUCGCGUCCAGGGAUAUCGCUUCUUCUGCAACAAACUGUGGAACGCCACCAAGUUCGCCCUGCUCUACUUCACCGGCACCGAGAAGUUCGACACGGAGGUCAGUGCUGCUGAUGCAAUUAACCAGAUGGACGCAUGGAUCCUCUCGCGACUGGCGGCUGCCAUCGAGGCAUGCAACAACGGCUUCGAAUCGUACGACUUUGCGGCCGCCACCAGCGCUUGCUACGCCUUCUGGCUCUACGACCUGUGCGACGUGUACUUGGAGUGCCUGAAGCCGAUCUUCCAGAGCGGCAGCGAGGAACAGCAGGCCGCCGCCAGGCGCACCCUUUACGUCUGCCUCGACUUUGGUCUGCGCCUGCUCUCGCCGUUCAUGCCGUUCAUCACGGAGGAGCUCUACCAGCGGCUGCCGCGAGCCAAUCCGGCACCCAGCAUUUGUGUGGCCAGUUAUCCCAGCAACGUAUCUUGGCGUAGUACUAAAAUAGAGACGGACGUGGAGUUCGUUCAGAAGGCUGCGCGCAUCAUCCGCUCCGCUCGAUCAGACUACAAUCUGCCCAACAAGGUCAAGACCGAAGUGUAUAUCGUGUGCACGGAUUCGGUGCCAAGUGAAAUACUCAAGCGCUAUGUCGGUGACCUGGCCACAAUCGCCUACUGCUCCAAGGUGGAGUUCGACAGCCCGGCACCACCAGGAUGCGCCAUUCUGACGGUGACUGGCCAGUGCGAGGUGCAUCUGCUGCUCAAGGGCCUCGUGGAGGCGGACAAGGAGAUCGCCAAGCUGCAGAAGAAGAGCGAUCUGCUGGUGCAGACGGUGGCCAAGCUGACGCAGGCCAUCCAGGCAGCCGACUAUGCCACCAAAGUGCCCGCCGAGGUGCAGGAGGCCAACGACACGAAGCUCUCCGAAUCGCAGGCCGAGAUCGAGCGCAUUGCUGCCGCCAUCGAGACACUCAAGCUGAUGUGAACAGGGAACGUUGACCGCUGGUCGGGAUCUGUGGUGAUUGAUAUUUUACGCUAUUAGCACGCUUGCCUCGCCAGCUGCUGGGCUUUACUUAAACAUAUUUAUAUGCUAUGGCGCUUCACUGUCUAAAACAGUCUAUGCAUUUCAAACAGAUUAGAUGACUCAAAGGUGUUUUAUUUAUUUAUAACGUCCCACACAUGCUAUUUUCCUCAAUAGCGAUCAAUAAAUAGAAGAAAUAACA